AUGUACGUACGUAUGUAUGUACAUAUUCGAGCGAGUCGUAGCCACAGCAGGGUGUGGUUUGAGAUUUGACUCACUCGCCUCGCAAAUGGAAUCGGAAUUGGUAGUUUAGCGCUGUUACCGUUGAUUGUUGAGCGCCAUGCUGAGCUGUGUUAAAUCGUGGUGAAUCGUACAAAUCGUAGUGAAUCGUGCGCGGAGUGUUAGCACAGCUCGGAAACUUCUGAGUAAGGCGUGUAUUUGAGUGAAUACGUAUAGAACAUACAUACUUAUAUGUAUAAUGCAUGGAAGACAGCUACAACAAAGCCUAAAAAUCAACAUAAAGGAAUUUCAAAAUUGCCGAGAUAAGGGACUUAUCGGUCAGCCAUUCAGCCUCGAGACAGUCGUUUAACGAAGCAUAUUUUAUACCAACUUUUACAAAUAUUUCAUAUUUAGAAGACGUUUCGGGGGACAUUUUUUCCAAGACAUUACGUACUCUCUAUUUACCAGCAGACAGUUUGAAUUUUAUGUUUCAGAACAAUGUCGAAUAAUGAUAAUAGCAGUUUGGAGCAACAAAUUGCAAACUUGCAAAUUAAUCACGGAGAUGGCAUUAAAAUCGUAAAGCCUGGCAAAAAGAUUGGACCGGCUGUGCCGCCGAAGCCAAAAAAGUCGCAGUCUCAGGUAAUGCAAAGUUACGUCGUAAAGGGAGGAUCCGUGCAAUCGUACGGUACGGUACUCAAUAAUUCUACGACAAAUGAAAAACCUUCCAACUUUUAUGCAAACUCUUCUACUCCGUACGUGCCUAUAAACAUAGAGAAGAACGAUUUUUCAUUGACGUCGACCACAAAUGGAAAAGAUACGUCUAAACUUUAUCAAAACAACGACAACUUUUACCCUCGUCAAGCCAAUGAGAAAUUCGAAACAAAAUAUGGAUACGAUGAGAAAAACUUCUACUCGAAUGUCGGAAAUCUGCCGGCCCCUCAGGUUCCUGCCGAGGAUCAUUCGAGAUCUUCGGCGAGAAAUGUUGUGUACAGCAACAUAGAUCCUCCGAGGAGCAUGCAGAGUAAAACUGGAAACAAGACUGAAAACGAUAUCAUUUAUAGUAACAUUCAAUGGAAUUCAAAACCAGAAAACACGUAUUGCAAUAUUACCCCUGCUCACGACGAUUUACCACCGCCACCGGAAUUAUCGGAAUACGUUCCUUGCGUUCCAAGUAGUUCUUUUCCUCCGCCACCGGAAGAACUACCACCCCCGCCGAGUCCUGUUUCGUCCAGUUACAGCGAAUUGAGACGCGCCACUUACCAAACCGAUUUCCCUUCGGAUAAUUAUCCAAACGAUAUUUAUGGGACAAGCUCGCAAUCCAGCUCGACGUACGAGUCUAUAUACGAACCGAUCAAUCCUAGACCACCGUCUCAGUUGUCUUGCAAUUACUCCAUGUAUUCUGGCUACGGGUCCGCUACGUCGACUCAGCAGCAAGGGAAAGUGUCACCGGUCAAGGAAGUAGACGAUUUGAUGGACUUAUUGGUCCACGGAGUGGAGGACAACGACGAAGACGAUGACAUAUAUGGAAUAUGUGCGCAAUGCGGUCACAAAGUCGAAGGCAAAGGAUGCUCCGCGAUGCAUAAAGUUUUCCACAUCGACUGUUUCUGUUGUUACGUUUGUAAAGUGAAUUUGCGGGACAAACCGUUUUUCUCGUUGGAAAGUAAGCCCUACUGUGAGAAAGACUAUCUGAACACGUUGGAAAAAUGUUGCGUUUGCGCCAGCCCGAUAUUCGAUAGAAUAUUAAGAGCGACGGGAAAACCUUAUCAUCCGUCUUGUUUCACAUGCGUGGUUUGCGGUCAGAGUUUGGACAGUAUACCAUUCACGGUGGAUGCUACCAAUCAGAUACACUGCAUAGAAUGCUUUCACAAGAAAUUCGCGCCACGUUGUUGCGUAUGCAAAUUGCCGAUCAUGCCGGAACCAGGCCAGGAUGAAACUGUAAGAGUCGUGGCCCUCGAUCGUAGCUUUCAUAUUCAGUGUUACAAAUGCGAAGACUGCGGUUUGGUUUUGUCUUCGGACUCCGAAGGACGCGGCUGUUAUCCUUUGGACGAUCACGUAUUAUGUAAAAGUUGCAACGCGACUCGCGUCCAAGCACUAACGUCACACAUGACGACAGAAUUGUAAAUUGUGAAUUGCAAGUCGUAAAUCGUAAAUUGUAAAUCGUGAGUCGUGGAUCCUGCAAACGUGCGACCAUAGCCAAGAUUGCACGAGUCACGUAUCGCGAUCAGUUGUUAAGCUGCAGUAUCGACAAUUUUUCAUCCUUAGGAAUAAAUAUUAUACAGUACUAUUCAAUGUAUCGAGAACAACUAAAGACUCGACAAUUUUUUUUAUCGUUUAUUACGACGUGUUGCGAAAAGAUGCGUUCUUCUUGUCGGAGGUAUUUUUUCGAGACGAGUGUGACGAUUGGUAGUUAUGAUAAUCGAUAAUGUGAUCUUAGGGAACGCGCAGUAUACGCGAUUAGAGCACACAGUAUUCGACGUUUAGUGCGAGAGAAAGAGAGAGAGGGAACACGACGAUGAGCGAAAAACCGCUCAAUUUUAUGUGAUAUUCUAUUCACGAACAUGGCACGCGACACGACACAAGAGGUAGAGAUUGUGCCAUUUAUACAUCGGUUUUGUUUAUCUAUACUCUAGUACAUCGAACCAGUUAGAUAAUUAAAUUUCCGCAUUUACGGUAAAUCGCGCGAGAAUACUAUGUAUUGAUGCAAAUACCUUAAACAAUAUCGUUCGUUCGACGACAAAUGAAAAGACUAAGCGAUUAUACGAUAAUAGAGCGUAAUUGUUAACACGCAUUGCUGAAGCGAUAUCAGCAAAUCAAUAAAGUAUUUAAUCUGUUUGACAGAGAAA
Megalopta genalis is the source of this 2858-nucleotide messenger RNA. It is a transcript of the gene Zyx, whose product is annotated as lipoma-preferred partner zyxin. Gene Ontology annotation, biological process: cell-cell adhesion. The record is from RefSeq and is a predicted model, not a curated record. Gene Ontology annotation, cellular component: stress fiber; focal adhesion. NCBI's taxonomy places the organism in Eukaryota, Metazoa, Arthropoda, Insecta, Hymenoptera, Halictidae.